Lichtheimia ornata is the source of this 741-nucleotide messenger RNA. RefSeq lists its product as uncharacterized. Gene Ontology annotation, biological process: positive regulation of catalytic activity; protein processing. Gene Ontology annotation, molecular function: protein-macromolecule adaptor activity. The transcript is spliced from 5 exons. Lineage: Eukaryota; Fungi; Mucoromycota; Mucoromycetes; Mucorales; Lichtheimiaceae. The record is from RefSeq and is a predicted model, not a curated record. Gene Ontology annotation, cellular component: endoplasmic reticulum; gamma-secretase complex; membrane. Bases 1 to 741 code for a protein of 246 amino acids.
AUGUCGCUAUACACAUUCUUUGGAUGCUUGCUGGUCGCCUAUAGUCCGAUUCUCUCCAUCUUUUUCCUUUACAUUGGUCGUAAUGCACAGCAUGUGUUGCUGAUGGUCGCAAGUGCUUUCUUUUGCCUUAUUGCCCUCCUGAUAUCAAGCGUCAUAUGGUACUUCGCCAAGGCUACCCAAUCACUUCACGCCGUGAGCAUAGCCUAUAGUGUGCUUAUCCAAGAGCUCUUCCGAUGGUUCUUUUUCUUGUUGAUGCGGCGUUCAGAGGCAGGGUUGAAUAUAGCUUCCAAGAACAAGAAUUCUCCUUACAAUCGAUCCAUCUUUGCCUUUGUCACUGGAUUUGGAUACGCACUUACAACAUCGCUCGUGAGUUACAUUUCGAUCCUCGUUGAAUCCAUUGGUCCCGGUGUUAUGAUGUGCCCCUCGUGUCCUCAAGCAACUAGCUUUUUCAUUUCAGCUAUCGACACAAUGUUGUUUUCGUUAUUGCACAUGGCAUGGAUGGUCGUUGCAUUUGAAGGAUUCUACAACGUUCAGCAGCUAUCAGGGAUGCUUAGGGUUGCCUGGGUCUUGAUAUCACAUUUUGGCGCAUCCUAUGUGACACUGCUAAAUGGAUCCACCACUAUUUAUCUCGGCUGUGUGUAUGCCAUUAUCACGUGCAUUGGAAUUCUCGCUAUCUCUGUUGCCCUGAUAUCAUUCUCACUCAAAUCACGUUAUCGACUUGCCAAACAGCAUACCUCCUAA